ACUACGUAUGAAAAUCGAACAACACUAGAUUUUGCUAGUCGAACCGUCCAAUCAUAUUUAGUGUGCAGUACUAAAUGUACACAGUUACUACUAAGUGGGAUUAAAGUGCUAUUAAACAAAAGUUGAGGGAACGAAAAGCAGAUAUUCACUUCACAAAAACUCGACAACGGUUACGCACGAACAUGGGGUCGGUUCGAACUUCGAACAAUAUUGUGGCUGCCUCGACUCACUAUGCUGACUGUUCUUGCUCGCAUGGGCCCACUGAAACCAAGCUAGAGAGAGGGAGAGAGAGCAUUCAUUGACUACUGCUUUGUGGGCUGCUUUUCGUUUCAGUUUUCAUCUGAAAAUUAGUUUCUGUUCCAAAAAAAAAAAAAAACUCAUUUUAUUGACACAGUGACCAAAAUUGUGAUUACACCUCUUCACUUUUUGAUGGUGUCUAUCUGAUAAUGCUUUAGCAAUGAAUUCACUUUUACACCUACUUCUAUGUUAACUGAAAGCAAUAAGCUUAAUGGUUAGAAAGGGAACCAACAAAAGAAUGGGUUGGAUUGUUGAUCAUCCGAAGGUAAGAAAGGAAUUUCAGAUACUGGACCUGCAGUGAAAAAUACAGAAGGAAGAGUCAAUGAGAAGGAUACACUAGGAGAGGCACUUCCAAAUAGUAACCACACAGUCAUGCCUCAAACAAAGAGCAGGAUUGAUACAAGUCACGUACCAGACGAGAAGAGAAGUAAGAAAAAAUUUAAGAAAUCUUUUAGAAGGGAAAACAGAAGCAUUGAUGCAGCACAGAAUGAAAAGCCGGCACCUGAAGAAGGCAAGACUUGUAUGCCUACAGUUGAAGUUUCUGAUGUGAGAGACAAAAAUGAAAUUGCUCCUGAGAGUAAUCGCAGCCCUCAGAAUUUGAAUAGUUUUGUUGAUUCACAGAAUGAAUUGCAUGCAGAAAACAGAAUGGGUAAUGCAGAGUUUCUGGAUACUGAGCUUUUUAAGUGGAUGAGGACAUGUGCUUUUGCCGUAUCAAAGGCAUCUAUUGAAUGGGCAGAGAGGUACAAACCAAUGUUUGUCACUCUCAAAACUGAAGUACUAAGGGCACAUGAUUAUGGUCGAAGGAUGAUUGAGCUUGUGCAACCAAUUGUCUUCAGAUUGAUUAUGUAUUUUGGUAAUACAAUGCUUCUUCUGUUGAUGGCUUGGUUGGACUGUUUUAUCAGAGGCAUGGAAUCCUUGCUCCGCAUGGGGACAACAUCAGUUUUCUCUAUCAUUUGGUUUGGUGUCCUCUCAACAGUUGCAAUGGUCGGAAUGACGAAGUUUCUCAUAAUACUGGUAAUCACUGCUGUAAUUGGAUUGUUCACUGGUUUUGCCCUUGCAAGUGUGUUUAUUUUCUUCUCUGGAGCGACUUUCUUGUGGUUAUAUGGAAGCUUUUGGACAAGUGGACUUAUUAUGACUUUCGCAGCAGGAUUGGCAUUCAUACUGAGCCAUGAUCGCAUUGCAUUGUCUAUUAUGACCGUGUAUUCAAUGUAUUGUGCAUGGACAUAUGUUGGAUGGCUUGGCGUGCUUAUUGGCCUGAAUUUAUCAUUUAUUUCAAGUGAUAUUCUUCUAUACGUCCUAAGGAAUACUUUAGAACAAAGAAGGCCCAACAUUCAUGAAGAACAAGCAGCUGGAAUGCAAGGUGAACCAUCCUUUUUUUCCCAUGAGUCGAUGCAUGCUUCAUCCAGUGGAACUGGUACAGAUGUACCAGAUGAUCGUAAUCCUGGAAUACCUUCAACUAGUGGAUCUGAUUCUGAAGUGACAUCUGAAGAUGAAGUUGUUAGGUUGUUGAACUGUAAAGAUCAUUAUGCUGCAUUGGGCUUGUUCCGGUUUCAGAACGUAGACCUCUCCAUAAUCAAGCGGGAAUACAGGAAAAAGGCAAUGCUUGUCCAUCCAGAUAAAAAUAUGGGAAACGAGAAGGCUGCAGAAGCUUUCAAGAAACUUCAAAAUGCUUAUGAGGUUUUGCUGGAUUCCGCCAAGCGAAAAGAAUAUGAUGAUGAAUUGAAGAGGGAAGAGCUGCUGAAUUUUUUCCGAAAUAUCCAGAAUGGUUCUCAAGAGGGGCGGGGCUUCACUACCUCUAGCUUUGCACGCCCAGAAGCAGAAGGGGAGGACCCGCUUGGGGAGUUGAGAAGAAUUGCGUGCAGGAAGUGUGGCUACUUUCAUGUCUGGGUUCACACCAAGAAACCAAAAUCUAGAGCAAGAUGGUGCCAGGAUUGUAAAGAUUUUCAUCAAGCUAAAGAUGGGGACGGAUGGGUCGAACAGUCCUUACAGCCUCUCUUCUUCGGAAUACUGCAGAAGGUAGAACCUCCUGCUGCAUAUGUCUGUGCUGAUGGCAAAAUUUACGAUGCAACUGAAUGGUAUAUAUGUCAGGGGAUGAGAUGCCCAGUCAACACUCACAAGCCUAGUUUUCAUGUAAACACAAGUGUUAUGUCAAAGAAUAGCAAUGGGAAGGGAUCAAGUUCGGGACAAAGCAGAGGUGGGAUUCCGACACAUAAUAUGGAAGAGGCGAUGACAGAGGAGGAAUUCUUCGAGUGGUUCCAAAAUGCUAUGCAAUCUGGCAUGUUUGAAAAUUUUUCUGGUAGUACUAGUACAUCUGAGAGCCCACCUAACCGAAAUGUUCCCAAAACCGGGGGUGGCAAUAGUAGCAGCGUAGGCAACAAGAGAAAGAAAAAGGGAAAGAAGCAAUGGUGAGCACACAGGAAAUUAGUAUGUUUACGGACCAAAAAGGUAUACACGCCAAGUGCGUAGCGUCUGGUCUAUUGUGAAACCAAUCUUUUGACUCCUGCAUUACUGUAAUAGUGUGUACAGUAUUUUGCCCAAAUUCUGCUUGGGAUUGAAUUUUUGCUCAGGAAGUUGGUCAUGAAGUGAAUUACAUGUGGCAUGACUAGGGGUGUAAAAUGGUCGGUGGGCCCAACCGUACCCUGUAGGUGUCUCAUUCGUCAACCAACCCCAUAUUCGGGAAUUUGUUGAACCCACAACUUAUAAGCAUUUAAGAGUACUACCAAACAAGCACUUAAGUUAUGUAGAUUCACAAACUACUAGUUGGAGUAUUAAAGGAGAAAAAUUUUGAAA
Messenger RNA from Olea europaea var. sylvestris, 3087 nucleotides. RefSeq lists its product as uncharacterized. Lineage: Eukaryota; Viridiplantae; Streptophyta; Magnoliopsida; Lamiales; Oleaceae. The record is from RefSeq and is a predicted model, not a curated record. The transcript has 10 exons. Bases 670 to 2706 code for a protein of 678 amino acids.